Cantharellus anzutake is the source of this 1461-nucleotide messenger RNA. RefSeq names its product armadillo-type protein. Lineage: Eukaryota; Fungi; Basidiomycota; Agaricomycetes; Cantharellales; Hydnaceae. Gene Ontology annotation, cellular component: cytoplasm; membrane. The transcript has 11 exons. Gene Ontology annotation, molecular function: protein binding. Bases 102 to 1310 code for a protein of 402 amino acids. The record is from RefSeq and is a predicted model, not a curated record.
AGCUGCCCGAUUUAAUUGAUCUGUCAGCGCGCAUUCUUCUCCAACCCGUGUACGACUCUUGAGAGCCAGGUCGACCUUCGAACGCUCUUUCCCCCCAGUGUAUGUCUCAGCAACCCAACACCAAACCAAGCCUCCAAGGGGUGCGAAUCAAAGCUAAGAAAGGCGCUAUCAAGGCUCAAGCUAAACACGAACCGCAAGUAUUUCGCGAUCAACUCUAUAAACAUCUCGAUACCACACAGCCUGGCGAUUUCGAAGCUUUCAGCACAAAAUUAGCUAACGCCAGUUCUACUCUCGAAUUUCUCAAGUAUUCAGAUUCUCUCUUCGAAAUUCUUUUUUUUGGUGGUCUACUCCAACCGGGUGGAAAUUUCGUCGACGAUGCAGCGCCUGUCUCACCCUUCUCAAUUGUCAACGCUAAGGAGCCGCUGGAGGUCGAAGAGAUAAGGAACUAUGUUAACGUGCUUAGCAGUCUCAUUAGAAGAUACAAGUAUCUUCAGAAACCACUGGAAGAGCGGUCUCUUCCAAAUCUGUUACAAUACAUAUAUAAGUGGAACCCAGUUCAGAGGGAAAAGCUCGCCGUUGCGACAGCGCUCUUGAUCGCGCAAUCGAUGGUCACAUCAGCUUGCUUGCAGAGCCUUACAAAGGAUCAUCUGGUUAAGGAUGAUGUCUCCCUCACUGUUGUGACGGCAAUUUUUCGGGUGUGGUUUGUGAACCAAAAUCUGAGUGUGGAACAAGUGAACGCACUCCUGAGAAAGGGAAACAUCAAAGACAUCCUUCUCUUCUUCCCCGCAAACAAGCGCUCACCUAAGAACGCCCUCACCAAAGAGACCAUCAUCAAGGAGAUGAAAGAAAUGUUAGAACAGGAAGAGCCCCACAGUGCCGUCAUCAAUUACCUUAAAGAUCAUCAAAAGUCGACUGCUCUCAGCGAGAACGACUUCAUUCAAUGCAUCUGGACGGGGCUCAUGAGUUACUGCGACUGGACUUCGCGCACGGAACCGGUUGAGGCCGUGGCUGGACGAGAGCUAACUCAACUAGCCCCUAUCAUCGAGCCCUUCUCUUCUACAAAUUCAAAGUCCCAAAUAGCACUAAUCAACGUAAUCCAAGUGUAUUGCCAUGAAGAUACCAAAGCCCUUAAAGCAUUCCCCCAAAUAUUAAAAGUUUUGUAUAACGCCGACUGUGUAUCAGACCAAGCUAUCAUAUACUGGUAUCAGAAAGGCUCGAAGCCCAAUGGGCGUCAGCAUUUCCUAAAGCAAACGGAAGCUCUCGUAAAGGCUCUUCAGGAACAAGAAGAGGAAUCUGAUGGGGCUGAUUAACUCCCACUUACCACGAACCUUCAUAUAUCUUUCAGUGUGAGCGCUUAGAGCUCUUUCCAAUUUUCAAUACAGGCUGUGAUAUUCUCGUCGACAUAUCGAUGCAGUGCAUGAGUCUACCGGAACAUAAAAUGACUUCACCAAAAAAAAAAAA